CAGCAUCCGGUUCACUCCAAAACUGGUCAGAGCUCAGCCUCGUGACUCCAGCUCUUAGUCCUCCUCACCGGUGUCCACACCUGCAGCCUCCACCCUAAGACAUGUUCUCAGGGGAGCAGGAGGUGGCUGUGAUGGGGGAACCCCCAGGCUCAGCUCCCGUGAAGAAUGCAGUGGUUGACAUCCAGACGGAGAGCCCCAGACGUGACCACAUCGUCUGGUCCCUGUUCAACACGCUGUUCAUGAACAUCUGCUGCCUGGGCUUCGUGGCAUUCGCCUACUCCGUGAAGUCUAGGGACCGGAAGAUGGUCGGCGACAUCACUGGGGCCCAGAGCUAUGCCUCCGCUGCCAAGAGCCUGAACAUCUGUGCCCUGGUCCUGGGCCUCCUUCUGAUCAUCAUAUUUAUCAUUGUUCUUGCCACUAGAUCAGGGCCGAGUUUCAGGCUACAUUUUUCUACAUUUUAGGAUUUAACACAGCAAAGAGGCUGGCGGUGGCUGCUUAUGGCCAAUACCAAGUCCUGAACGGUCCACAGCAGGCUCCACAGCGCGGUGGCCUUGCCCCCAGACCGCCGCGCCGCCCCCCGCCCCUUCCUGCGCAGUUUACAGAGACCCAGCUGAAGGCCAGUGAAUUCAAUAAAGUGCACUGACACUCCCCAGCCUGCCUCUGCGGCUCAGCACCCUCCCCCACCUCGCUGUGCUGCUCUGGUUUUGCUGGUUUCUGGCUUCCAGAUGGGAGCAACCCUGGAGCAGGGUCCCAGGAUAGGGGUCCCUCCUUUCUCAAGGCCUGACCCUGAUCCAAGGGCACUCUGUGUCUGGAACACCCUUGACCCUCAGGAUCAGACAGUCGGUUGGCAGGGAGCGCUGGGUUAGGGUGACUGCGGCAGCCCAGGCUCUCUAGGGAGGGACUGCUUUUCAUGUCUAGGGGCCCCGUCUCCCUCCCAGCUGCCAGGAAGGUCCAGCCCGCUGCUGCCUUCUCCAGCCACCAGGCCCUGUGCGGGCUCCUCUGGAGGGUGAUGGGGGAGCAGUGGCCUGAGGGCAGCUAGAGUGAGGAGCAGCCACCUCGGCACCGCGCAAUCUGGCCCUGGCUAAACCCUGGAAAGGUCAGCCCCUGACGAGGGAGGCAGCCCCUCCGCAUCCUCUCAGGGCCCUGGAGGUGCGGGCACUGGGCAGCCCAGGGCAGACACGCUUACAACGAGCCGGGCUGUGGUGGUGGAAGCACCACCCCAACUGAUGUCCAUCCCCCCUGUGAUCCCCGAUCAUCACUCUCACUUCACCCUACAUCCCCCACCCCUCAGAAGUGGCUGGGGGUAGAGGUCCCUGGGCAGGUUGUGGGGGCCCCAGGGGGGUGAGCAGAAGGGGGCAGCUCCAGGGAGGGUGUGUGUCCUGGAGGCGGGGCUGGACCACCUGCUUCUCUGGGUCUGGGAAGGACUCUGGAGGCAGGAAGCAGCUGGAGGCCAGUCUGGACCGCCAUCAUGGAGGGGGACUC
Dama dama (fallow deer) is the source of this 1482-nucleotide messenger RNA. Its product is annotated as interferon-induced transmembrane protein 2-like. The record is from RefSeq and is a predicted model, not a curated record. The transcript is spliced from 2 exons. Lineage: Eukaryota; Metazoa; Chordata; Mammalia; Artiodactyla; Cervidae. Bases 102 to 461 code for a protein of 119 amino acids. Gene Ontology annotation, biological process: response to type II interferon; negative regulation of viral genome replication; type I interferon-mediated signaling pathway. Gene Ontology annotation, cellular component: plasma membrane.